Parathielavia appendiculata is the source of this 297-nucleotide messenger RNA. RefSeq lists its product as uncharacterized. The record is from RefSeq and is a predicted model, not a curated record. Gene Ontology annotation, molecular function: DNA binding. The transcript is spliced from 2 exons. NCBI's taxonomy places the organism in Eukaryota, Fungi, Ascomycota, Sordariomycetes, Sordariales, Chaetomiaceae. Bases 1 to 297 code for a protein of 98 amino acids.
AUGUCCGACAGCUUCCCAGAAAACCGAGUUCUUCUCGCGAUCAAUGCGAUUCGAUCAACACCGCGCUUGAGUAUCCGACGCGCCGCAGAGAUAUACAAUGUCCCCAAGUCGACAAUUGCAGAUAGAAUGAAGGGAAAGAUCGCGAAGUCCGACAGCUAUCACGGCCGUUCGAAUUUGACGAAGAUCGAAGAGGAGGCAAUUGAAGAUCAUCUUGCUCGAUGGGUCUUGACCGAGGCUGCCCUCGGUGUUCCACCAACCUAUGCCCAGAUUAGAGAGUUCGCCAGCCGAAUUCUAUAG